Messenger RNA from Ramularia collo-cygni, 4095 nucleotides. RefSeq names its product related to DNA damage-responsive repressor GIS1/RPH1, jumonji superfamily. Gene Ontology annotation, biological process: chromatin remodeling. Bases 1 to 4095 code for a protein of 1364 amino acids. The transcript has 7 exons. The record is from RefSeq and is a predicted model, not a curated record. Gene Ontology annotation, molecular function: histone H3K36 demethylase activity; histone H3K9 demethylase activity. Gene Ontology annotation, cellular component: nucleus. Lineage: Eukaryota; Fungi; Ascomycota; Dothideomycetes; Mycosphaerellales; Mycosphaerellaceae.
AUGGAGGCAGCCAUGGUAACAGGGGCCACAAACYCUGGCGAGUACGAUGUCGCCAAACCUUCGAUCGAGGGCGCCGCAAAAUCUGCCGCUGCGGCCUUGACGCCUCCCACCAGCGAAGAGAUGAAUCACGACGCGAAAGGAGAGCAGGAAGACUCGGAAUUGAGCGACUUGGAUUUGGACGACGAUGAUGACCUGGGAGAUGUCAAACCGGACCAUUACUGGGACGAGGCGAAUGGCGGCAGAAUCCCCGUCUUCAAGCCUACCAUGCAGCAAUUCAAGUCGUUCAAGAAAUAUGUCGAAGCGAUUGACUCGUACGGCAUGAAAUCAGGAAUUGUAAAAGUCAUUCCGCCAAAAGAAUGGCGCGACAAUUUGCCUGCAUUGGACCAAGCGAUCAAGUCUAUCCGAAUCAAGAAUCCAAUCACGCAAGAAUUCAACGGCACUUUUGGAACAUACACUCAGCAGAAUGUUGAGAAGCAGCGAUCUUACAAUCUUCCCGAAUGGAAAGCUCUGACAGAGGAGUCGCAAUACCAGCCUCCAGCCCGUCGUGGUGAGAGGAGACGGAACCAGGAGAAGGUUGUUCGCGGGAGUGGCGCUGCACGUACUCGUGGAUCAGUCGCUCCAGAUGCCGACGACAGCGCUCAGAAGCCGAAGAGAAAACCUGGACGCCCUCGUCGAAACCCUCUUCCAACAGAGGAGCCAGCAUCAGACGAUGAGCCGAAAAGGAAGGGUUCUGUCAAACCACCUCCGACUCCGAGCUCGCCGGCUCAGAGACCUGCGAAGAAGGCAAAGGGUCGUCAGCCCAAGGGUGGACAGAACAAGUCGGUCUCUUCCCGCAGACUCAAUAACACCUCUGAGGCAGUUGAUGUCAUCGACGAGAAGGCAUUCAAAAACUUCGACUACCGCAUGGAUGGUCUCGAGGAGUACACUCCUGAGCGCUGCGCUGAGUUGGAGACACACUACUGGAAGAGUCUGGGAUUCAACCAACCCAUGUACGCCGCCGACAUGCCCGGAUCGCUUUUCGACGACGAUACCAACAGCUGGAACGUGGCCAAGCUGGAAAACUUGUUAGAUGUGCUUGGUACCAAAGUGCCUGGAGUCAACACUGCAUAUCUGUACAUGGGAAUGUGGAAGGCUACCUUUGCGUGGCAUCUGGAAGAUGUUGAUCUCUACAGCAUCAACUACAUCCAUUUUGGCGCUCCCAAGCAGUGGUACAGCAUUUCCCAGGAAGACGCUCGCAAAUUCGAGAAAGCGAUGAAGACCAACUGGCCGGUAGACGCCAAGAACUGCGAUCAGUUUCUCCGACACAAGACGUAUCUCAUCUCGCCAGAUGUGCUCCAAAAGCAGUACGGCGUGAAGGUCAACAAGCUUGUCCAUUACGAGGGCGAAUUCGUCAUUACGUACCCAUAUGGCUACCACUMCGGGUACAACAUUGGAUACAAUUGCGCAGAAUCUGUCAAUUUUGCCACCGAGUCUUGGUUGGAGUUUGGUCGCAUUGCCCGCAAGUGCAACUGCGAAGCCGACAAUGUUUGGGUCGAUGUCUCCGAGAUCGAGCGAAAGCUACGCGGAGAGCCCACUCCAGAGUACUACGAAGAGACGGACGACGAAGACGACCUCGACGACGACGAUGUUGGCAACCUGCCCUCACCUCCGGCUAGUGUCAAGGGCAAAGCACCGACCAAGAAACGCAAGCGUGAAGUGAAGCAAGAGGCCCCGAAAAAGAAGAAGAAGAUUCGCAUUCGGAUCAGAGCUCCCACUCGUGAGCCUUGUGCGGUAUGCCCGAACGAUAACCCAUGGGAACCUCUUCUGUCGUCCGACAAUGGCAAAAAGGUCCAUCUGUCUUGCGCUCUCUACACGCCAGAGACAUUCAUCGUCAACGAAAACGACACGCAGAAGGUUUGUGGUGUGGCCAAUAUCGACAAGGCCAGGCUGGAACUCAAGUGCAACUUUUGCCGGUCCAAACGAGGAGCUUGCUUCCAGUGCUCUUCCAAGAAAUGCACUCGUGCUUUCCAUGCUACUUGCGCGGUUGCUGCCGGUGUGCUCGUAGACGCUGGCCUUGUUCCAACAUUUGGCGAGGAUGGCACCGRGUACUAUGAAGAGGGCUAUGAUUUCCGAUGUCGCUACCACCGACCGAAGAUGCCAAAAGUUGUCAACCUCGAAACGAUGGAAAACAGCAAGCGUAUCAACAACUUUGCCAAGGAAUUGAAGCCAAACGACACCGUGCAAGCCCAGUACGUUGGCGCGGAAGUCUUUGGUGGACUGGUGGUCGAGAAUCGGCCGAGCGAGAUGACCUUGAUUGUUGAUGUCCUGCCUGAAGGCGAACGAAUAGAGGUCGAGUACAAAUACGUCUGCGUGCUGGACCCCGACGAUUCUCUCCGGCCCAAGCCUUCACCUACCGCCAAGCCGAUGCCCGUGGACAUGAACAAGAGCAAAUUCUCCCUUGCCAAUCGUCAAGACGGAGUGCCAACUCAAGACGAGCUCUUCAACAGCGACGCUGCGUUCAAGUGGCACGACUUCUACAACUUGCACAUGCCACCGCCAGGCUACAAGGAUGUGCUGUUUCAGAGCGCUGAAAAGCUCAAGGUCGACUUCACCGCCCCAGACCAGCUUUACUAUUAUCUUCCCAAGGUGUCGACGGACGCCAAAGUCUUCUUUACAGAUAAGCCGGGGAGCAAGGAAAUUGUUGCAAGGGCUAACUUCUUGGAGCGAGUCUCAGCGAAGCCAUCAUACCAACAAGCCCAGAGCAAACAGGCUUUGGGACCCGCACAGCCCGGCGCGGCAAAUCUCAUGCGGAUCAAACCCGCGGUCAGCGCUGCUGCUCUCAAUGCAGCCGCUGGCGCUCGCUAUGGCGACAAACCCUUCCUCGCCGAUGCCAAUCGGCGGCCGUCAAUGUAUGGCCAGCCUCAGCCGGCACUGCAAAAGCUCCAGCAGCAGCAGCAGCAGCAGCUACCAGGCAUGCAUUAUAGCUAUCCGCAAAACGAUACACUUCCGGCGGCAUAUACGGGCGACUACUCGUCGUACAGGCGACAGUCACACGGAGCUCAGACCAUGCAACGUCCCGUCUUCGAGAGCACAGGCUACACCCCGAACUACCAGUCAGUCUCGCAGCAGAGAACAGCGCUGAAGCAGCCAGCGUCGACUGCGUCGAUGAUGUCUGGCACCAUGCCCGGCAAUGGUGCUUCCAUGCCACCUAAUCCAUAUGCUUCAGGAGCAAGCAUUCGACCAGUCCCACAUACACACGGCCACCAUUCUUCAAUGGGUACCCAGAUGGCGCCCACGGCGGCGAAAGUCGACAACCCGCAAGGUGACAUCGCAUAUGUGCAGAACCUGCACAAAUACCCAUACCUCAUGGCCAGCUUUUGUCGGCGUCAGAAGCAGUAUGAAUCCCCAUACCCUAUUGGGGGUGGUUUCUCUGCCAACUAUCAGCCACUCGAGCUGCAGCGCCAGGACGAGGUCAAGCAGAAUGUUCGCCGCACGCCCAGCAACUCAUUCUCGCAGGGCUCUGCGAGGCCCAUUAGUCAGCAAUGGACGCCACCCUCUAAACUGUAUGGUCCCACUCGAGAAGCAUCUCCAUCGUUGGGCCAGUCACAGGCAGAUCAGUAUCGGCCAGUCUCGCAACAGCAAGGCCAAUCAGCUGCGCAGCGUUAUGUGCAGGUUUCGCAUCAGACCCCACAAGAAUUUCAGCGACAGAUCUCAGGAGGACAGAUGGCAGGACUGCCUAGCACUGCGAGUCGAGAAGGUGCCACUGCACGCCUGCUUAGGGAUCAACAAGGAUACACGGGCUACAAUCCCUCGGCCACCACUUAUCAGCGAAACAGCUUUGGGCAGACGUACGACACGGCGAAGAUGUGGCACAGCCCGCGCGCGCCAACGCCCAGCCCGCUGUCGGACCCCAACACACCCGGUUAUCCGCCGGUUCGUGGACAGACACCUACGCACAGCACGGCGCACCUGUCAUGGGGCCAAUUGCCUAGGACCGAUGUUACUGCACACAUGAAUCCACACGCUCAACAGCAGCAUCAACAGCAGCAACCGUCCGGGGCUGGAUACUUGGGACCCAUGCUGCCGCAGAUGGGUGGGGAUUGGAAGUAUAAUUAA